AUGUCUAAGAUUACAGUCGCUAAUGUCCGGACGCAAGUCCAGGAGCUCCUUGAGUACUCCAAUGAGACCAAGAAGCGCAACUUCCUCGAGACCGUUGAGCUCCAGAUCGGCCUCAAGAACUACGACCCCCAGCGCGACAAGCGUUUCUCCGGCACCAUCAAGCUGCCCGCCGUCCCGCGUCCCAACAUGGCCAUCUGCAUCCUCGGUGACCAGCACGAUCUCGAUCGUGCCAAGCACGGCGGUGUCGACGCCAUGUCGGCCGACGACUUGAAGAAGCUCAACAAGAACAAGAAGCUCAUCAAGAAGCUUGCCCGCAAGUACGACGCCUUCAUCGCCUCCGAGGCCCUGAUCAAGCAGAUCCCCCGUCUCCUCGGUCCCGGUCUCUCCAAGGCCGGCAAGUUCCCCACGCCCGUCUCUCACGCCGACGACCUCUCCGCCAAGAUCACCGAGGUCAAGUCCACCAUCAAGUUCCAGCUGAAGAAGGUUCUCUGCAUGGGUGUCGCCGUCGGCAACGUCGAGAUGGAGACGGAGCAGCUCCUCGGCAACAUCAUGCUUGCCAUCAACUACCUCGUCUCUCUUCUCAAGAAGGGCUGGCAGAACGUCGGCAGCCUGACCAUCAAGGCCUCCAUGUCUCCCCCCAAGCGUCUCUACUAA
Molecule: messenger RNA, 654 nt
Organism: Beauveria bassiana ARSEF 2860
Lineage: Eukaryota; Fungi; Ascomycota; Sordariomycetes; Hypocreales; Cordycipitaceae
Product: ribosomal protein L1p/L10e family protein
Exons: 2
Coding region: 1-654 (217 amino acids)
Biological process (GO): translation
Cellular component (GO): large ribosomal subunit
Molecular function (GO): structural constituent of ribosome; RNA binding
Source: RefSeq, a predicted model, not a curated record